This is a messenger RNA of Rotaria socialis, 1236 nucleotides long. NCBI's taxonomy places the organism in Eukaryota, Metazoa, Rotifera, Eurotatoria, Philodinida, Philodinidae. The record is from the annotation of a GenBank genome assembly.
AUGUUGUCUACUACGAACAGAAAUUCUUUAAAGUUAGGUGACAUUGAAGAGAACUUAGUUGCAAUAACACCGGUUUUUAACGGCACUACAAAUGGAGUAUUGCAUUUGACAACUGGAAUUCUUUAUCAAAUGAACAUCGAACAUAGAAAAUAUGAUACACAGAUCAAGUAUACUAUUAAUGGAAAUUUUAAUCUCACUACAUCAACAGGAAAGCAUGAUGAUCACAGUCAGUUAUGGUAUUUGAUUCCGGUGACGACAGCUACUGGCAAUGGCACGGAUGUGCCGCACGUUGGAUACCGGAUUAAAAAUGCCAAAACAGGCAAAGUUAUUACAUGUGAUGGAAUGUGCUGCUUGUUGAAUAGCGCAGUGAUGUCACUACAAUAUGAUGACCCCUCGAAAUACACUGAUCUGAAACGUCUCUGGACAUUGACUCCUGUCUCCACAUCAAAAGACAAAUAUGAACUAUGCAAUCAGCACACUCAGCACCAUCUGUCAUUGGGACCUGUCAUUGGUACACAAUUACUACCGCCGUAUAUUCGAUGUUCAAAAACGGCUGGUGAUCUAAUUUCAUUUUCAAUGCCAUCCGUCAUAUUUGACGGUGCAAUCUCGGGAAUAGAAUUUGAUUUGCCAUUACCGCAACUAUUGGCGGCAUCGGCUGACAAUAUUUUAAUUUCAUCUCAAAUUAUUCGAAAUCAAACUUCGAAUACCACACAUAGUGAAUGCAUAACGCAGAGUAUCACUCGUACCAGUACAUUUCUUUAUUCAUUUAAAGAAUCAUUAAAUUGUUUAUCGGGAAUUUCCUUCAGAGCUGCAAUUCCACUUGUUUCAACUGCUGGCGGAAGUAUGAUUGACAUAAAAUCGGAAGUAGGCGGGGAAUCGCAACAGCAGUGGACAGAAACGCGACAAGAGACUUAUUCAAUAUCGAAAACCAUUACUGUGCCACCUAACGAAUGUAUAGAAGUCAAAUCAUUUGUCAAGUGGAUUGAGAAUAUAUCGGUUACAUUCAAAGCCAAAAUAAAAAUUUCUGGUCGAUGUCAUCGGCUCAGAGUAAAUAAUGGACAAGUUGUAGAAAACCAACCAAUGGACAGAAAUAUGAUACAACAGUAUUUGAAAAUGAAUUCCUUUCAAGGACGAAUACUUUCAGACACAGAAGACGACAGUAUUACAGCUGAAUUAACGGGCGUGUUUAGAGGCAGUUAUGGACUGGGAACCGAUACACUACUGAGUAAUAUAUAA